Molecule: messenger RNA, 1462 nt
Organism: Notolabrus celidotus (New Zealand spotty)
Lineage: Eukaryota; Metazoa; Chordata; Actinopteri; Labriformes; Labridae
Gene: grap2b
Product: GRB2 related adaptor protein 2b
Exons: 6
Coding region: 1-738 (245 amino acids)
Molecular function (GO): protein binding
Source: RefSeq, a predicted model, not a curated record
AUGGAGGCUAUGGCCAAGUACGACUAUGAAGCUACAGCCUCUGAUGAACUCGGCUUCGCAAAAGGAGAGCGAUUGAAGGUUCUGAAGACCUCUGGGAACUGGUUCAAAGCAGAACUCGAUGGAACCAGAGGGUUUGUACCCAAAAACUUCAUCGACAUUCAUCUGCCGAGCUGGUAUCAGGAGGACUGCAGUCGCAGCGACGCCGAGGAUGUGCUGAUGUCACAGCCUGUGGGGUCGUUCGUCAUACGAGGAAGCCAGAGCUCCGCCAUGAGUGAUUUUUCCAUCUCUGUGAGACAUGCAGCAGAUGUGCAGCACUUUAAGGUGUUGGGGAACAGCAGGGGGCAGUAUUACCUCUGGUCAGAAAAGUUCCCUUCCAUCAACCAGCUGGUGGAACAUUACAAACACAACUCUGUCUCCAGACAGACUCAGAUAUUUCUUCAAGAGACGCAACAACAACAAAAAAAAGAGGCUGUAGGUGAUAGACCAUCAGUGCCUGCUCCUCCACUGCCUGACCGCUCAUCUAUACCUGUUACUGCACCUGCACUACGAGAGCACAUACCCUCCCCCACCAUGCAGGUCAGAGCUCUGUACGGUUUCUACGCUGAAGAGAAAGACGAGCUAGAUUUUGAUGCCGGGGAUGUCAUCACCGUCCUGGAUCACUCCGACUACUCCUGGUGGAGAGGAGAGCUGAGGGGCAAAACAGGCCUGUUUCCCUCCAACUACACCACAUCUCUCUGAGAGGAGCUAAUGCUAACAACAUGCAUGUUUUUAUUACAGGACAUUUUACAACUCUACCCCUUCUAACAAUAAGUCAUAAUCAUAAACUAAAGGCAAGGGUCAGGUGUUUUAUAAGAGGCGGUGUCGGGUGUCAGGGUGUUGGUUUUGGCACACACAUUGCACACUAGAUUCUUAUCACAGAUCAGGGCAGAUGAGCUGUUGUUGUCCUGUAAAUCAGAUAGAGAAGAACCUUUAAAAUCAACAAGUGUCAGUGAAUAUUAGAGGAUUUAAUUUAGACGACAGUGAUACUAAACAAGAGGGUAGUGUAAGAACUUUCACUAUGAUAAUGUUUUGGUGUUUUCUUACCGCUGAGGGAGACAUGAGUUCACGUAGUGCAAAACACAAACGAUGUGCUGAGGACCGGUUUUGAAUCAGUCACGAUUAGGGAUGCACCGAUCCUGCUAUAGAUACCUGGGCUUUGCCGAUACCGAUUCUAGCCGAUCCGAUCCUGGUAUUGAUUUAACAAUCUCUAUUCCUUAAUGUGAGGACAGAAUCAUGUUUUGGCAACUUCAGGCUUUUCUGACUUGGUGAACUGUACCUGGGUUCCAAGUGCUAAACCAGAGAGAGAGUAACAAAAGCUAAGAAAAGCUAACAACACAAUUCAAACUGCACUAAACAUUAACUAGGAUGCAGUCGGGUGGCAGAAGCUCAGUCCAUAGGGACUUGGCUUGGGAACCGAAGGGUC